Molecule: messenger RNA, 3058 nt
Organism: Loxodonta africana (African savanna elephant)
Lineage: Eukaryota; Metazoa; Chordata; Mammalia; Proboscidea; Elephantidae
Gene: MGRN1
Product: mahogunin ring finger 1
Exons: 17
Coding region: 104-1834 (576 amino acids)
Biological process (GO): endosome to lysosome transport; protein ubiquitination; negative regulation of G protein-coupled receptor signaling pathway
Cellular component (GO): cytoplasm; early endosome; nucleus
Molecular function (GO): ubiquitin protein ligase activity
Source: RefSeq, a predicted model, not a curated record
CGGUCGUGGGCGAGCGUCCGUGCGGCCUGGUCUGUGCCGUGUCCGCGUGAAGACCUACUGCCGCCGUCGCCGCCCCUCUUCCGGCCCCGGCCGCGCGCGCACCAUGGGCUCCAUUCUGAGCCGCCGCAUCGCGGGCGUGGAGGACAUCGACAUCCAGGCGAACUCGGCCUAUCGCUACCCCCCCAAGUCCGGAAACUACUUUGCCUCACACUUUUUCAUGGGUGGUGAGAAAUUUGACACCCCCCACCCUGAAGGCUACCUCUUUGGUGAGAACAUGGACCUGAACUUCCUGGGCAACCGCCCGGUCCAGUUUCCUUAUGUCACUCCCGCCCCUCACGAGCCAGUGAAGACACUGAGGAGCCUGGUGAACAUCCGCAAGGAUUCCCUGAGACUCGUGAGGUACAAAGAUGACGCCGACAGCCCCACCGAGGAGAACGAGAAGCCCCGGGUCCUCUACAGCCUGGAGUUCACCUUCGACGCAGACACCCGUGUGGCCAUCACCAUCUACUGCCAGGCGACCGAGGAGUUCCUGAAUGGCAUGGCCGUAUAUAGCCCAAAGAGCACCGCCCUGCAGUCUGAGACCAUCCACUACAAGAGAGGGGUGGGCCAGCAAUUCUCCCUGCCCUCCUUCAAGAUCGAUUUCUCGGAGUGGAAGGAUGAUGAGCUGAACUUUGACCUGGACCGGGGCAUGUUUCCGGUGGUUGUCCAGGCUGUCGUGGAUGAAGGGGAUGUUGUAGAGGUGACUGGCCACGCCCACGUGCUCUUGGCUGCCUUUGAAAAGCACAUGGAUGGCAGCUUCUCCGUGAAACCUUUAAAGCAGAAGCAAAUUGUGGACCGAGUCAGCUACUUGCUGCAGGAGAUUUAUGGCAUCGAGAACAAGAACAACCAGGAUACGAAGCCCUCGGACGAUGAGAACAGUGACAACAGCAACGAGUGCGUGGUAUGCCUGUCAGACCUGCGCGACACGCUGAUCCUGCCCUGCCGCCACCUCUGCCUCUGCAACUCCUGUGCUGACACCCUGCGCUACCAGGCCAACAACUGCCCCAUCUGCCGGCUGCCUUUCCGGGCCCUCCUACAGAUCCGGGCUGUGCGGAAGAAGCCAGGGGCUCUGUCCCCAGUCUCCUUCAGCCCUGUCCUAGCCCAGAGCGUGGACCACGACGAGCACUCUUGCCCCUUUAAAAAAUCAAAGUCGCACCCCGCCUCACUGGCCAGCAAGAAACCCAAAAGGGAAACAAGUCCUGACAGCAUCCCGCCAGGCUAUGAGCCCAUCUCCCUGCUCGAGGCGCUCAACGGCCUUCGGGCCAUCUCCCCUGCCAUCCCCUCAGCCCCCCUCUAUGAGGAGAUCACCUACUCAGGGGCAUCAGACGCCCUGUCCCAGGCCAGCUGUCCACUUGCUGGGAUCAGUCAGGUCGUGGACAGUAGCCACCUGAAGGGCAAGCCGCGGAACAGGUCUCCUGACAGCACCCUGCGGUCGCCGUCAUCCCCCAUCCGCGAAGAGGAUGAGGAGAAGCUCUCAGAGGACUCAGAUGCCCCUCCCCCACAGAGCAGCGUGGAGCUGGCACAGCGGGAAAGCAGCUCCCCUGAGAGUUUCAUCACGGAAGAGGUUGACGAGAUGUCAUCGCUAAAGCAAGGGAGCCAGGCCCCGUCCGUUGAGAGCGUCCUGCAGGACAGCAGCCCCGAGCACCGCGGCCUCGGCCCACCCGCCGACAUCUACCUGCCAGGAUGUUCUGCCUCCAUGGAGUUGCCCCACAGCCUCGUCACCGCCGGCCCCCCCUGGCCUCCACUGGGUGGCCCUCAUCCUGACCCCGGGGCCACCAAGCUGAGCCUCCUCUGAGACCUGGCCUAGCAGGCGUUGGCAAGGGGCCGCUUGGACCCAGUGCGACCCAGCCUCCCAUCUGCACGUGUCCGCAGCCACUGGCUCUGAGGACCAAACAACCCUCAACUAAGAGCACAUGGACUGUCCCCUAAUGCCCCUUUUUUCUACAGUCGGCGUAUUUGUAAAUGGUACAAAUGGAGGAGAGCAGCUUUCUACCCCAUUUCCUCUUGUGCCGCUGGUUGGCAGCAGGGCUGGGUGGCCUAGCAUUGGUGGGGCCCAGCCCCAAGCCGGGCGGGCUGAUGCCUGGGAACUCAUCUGACCUGUGGAGGAGCCUUUGCUGGCCAAGUAGUGCCGUGUUGGGCCACGCACUCUGCUCCCCUCUCCCCUGCUGGCUGGCUGGGACCCUUGGGGCAGGCAGGGGUCUGGAGACAAGGCUGGGAUGCAGGGUACAGACACAGGGUGUGCAUUGGUGGUUUUGGGUGGUGGCCUGCCCACAGCUUUUUGGAGGCCCCAAUCCACCUGCGUCUCAUGCCUCCAGGUGGGGGCCUCCUGCUAGACUUGGCUGCCCCGAGGGGCCUGCGCCUCUGCCCCGGCUUUCCAUGCCACGUCAGCAUCCCUGUGCGUUUCUCUUUGACUUUUGUUGUCUGCGGCUCCUGGAGUGGACCUGCUGGGGAAUGGGGUCCCACUGCAAUGUAUUUUAGGAUAACCCUCUGAGCAGCAGAAAGAUGAUAGGGGCUGGCACUGGACCUGGUACUUGUAGGGCAAGAGCUGCCCCGCAGGGGCCUCUAGCCAGCAGGGAGGGGUCCUUGUGGCUCCGGGGCGGGAAGUAUCCUGGGACCCCCACCCCGUGCCCCCAGCGUCUCCCUGUGGCUGGGUUGGCUGGGCCCUGGCUUUGCACAUCUUGGCACUUGGGAGAAUCCGUCAGUCUUUUCCUGCAGUUGAUCCUGCGCGUGGUACCCUCACCUUUUUGCAGCUCUGCUUCCCCCAGGCCACCUGCCCCUGCACUCAGCUUUUACAGCACGCUUCCUGUCCUGCAGUAUGUUCAGGCACCCCACCCCCUAAUAUGCACACACUCAAGCAGGCUUCUCCCCUCCUAUUGCUGUCAGUGUUGGUGCCACCGCUCUGUGUUAAGGGUGGUGCUGGUUUUCCCUUCACCCUUAUGUGUGCUAUCACUUGUAAUCUGAUUGGCUAGUUUUGUGUCUGUUUUUACUGUAUAUUUAUAGUAAUAAAAUCAUGCAGUAA